AUGGAGAUCCACGCCGAAUCAAUUGACACAGUUAGCAAUGGCCAAGUCAAAGCCAUCGCAGUCGAAGACAUCCAAGCCACCUUUGGCUCGACCAGCAUCGACCUGAUCAGCAAACCCCUGGGCUCGCGCAUCCUCUCCUUCUCCGACGAAUGGUUCGCCGCCGCCGAGAACCUCACCACUCCCACGGCACCCAUUCGCAAACCCGGCGUCUUCGUCUUCAGCGGCGCCUGGUACGAUGGCUGGGAAACACGCCGUCACAACACCGAACCUUUCGACUGGGUCGUCUUCCGUCUAGGCGUUGCUUCCGGCAGAGUCAAGGGCGUGGAAAUCGACACUGCCUUCUUCAACGGCAACCACGCUCCCGAAGUUGCUGUCCAAGCAUGUUUCGCAUCCGACGAUCGCGAGGAAGAGAUCAAGAGCAAGGACUUUGGCGAGUGGGAGACUAUCCUGCCGAUACAAGAGUGCGGACCCAGUCAGCGACACGCCUGGCUGCUUCCUGAGACAACGAAACCAUACACCCAUGUGAGGUUGCAGAUGUUCCCAGACGGCGGUAUCGCUCGCUUCAGACUCUUUGGCGAUGUACAAGCCGUUCUUCCUCAAGACACUUCUGCCGUCUUUGAUCUUGCUGCCAUCGUCAACGGAGGUGUGGCCAUCAAGUGCUCGGAUCAGCAUUUCGGCACAAAAGACAACCUCUUGCUUCCUGGCAGAGGCAAGGAUAUGGGCGACGGAUGGGAGACCAAGCGCACUCGAGGUGUACACGUCGAUUGGUGCAUCAUCAAGCUCGGUGUCUCGGGCAUCAUUGAGAAGCUCCUCAUCGAUACUGCACACUUCCGUGGCAACUUCCCUCAAAAGGUCCAGGUAUUCGCUGCCCCUGCCAGCGAAACGGCUCCUGAGCACGACUCCUCCGCUUGGGUUGAGAUCCUGUCGCCGCAGAAGACCGGUCCGGACUUUGAACAUGUCUACGAGGGUAGUGUAUUGAGCCAGGUGCAAGACAAGGCUUACGGCUCUGUGAAGCUCGUCAUGAUUCCCGACGGAGGUAUUUCGAGGAUCAAGGUCUUCGGUCGCAAGGCUGUGUAG
Aureobasidium pullulans EXF-150 is the source of this 1077-nucleotide messenger RNA. Its product is annotated as putative Allantoicase. The coding region runs from base 1 to 1077 and encodes 358 amino acids. Lineage: Eukaryota; Fungi; Ascomycota; Dothideomycetes; Dothideales; Saccotheciaceae. The record is from RefSeq and is a predicted model, not a curated record. Gene Ontology annotation, biological process: allantoin catabolic process. Gene Ontology annotation, molecular function: allantoicase activity. The transcript has a single exon.